CAACCCCGGGGUGUGGGACCGAGAGUGCGUGCGUGAGGAGUGUGGGGCCGACCAGGAAGGUGGCGAAGGGCGGAGAGUCCGGGUGGGAGGCGGGAGGGGUCUCGAGGGCGCGGAGCGCGGCGGGCGGCGGGCCGGGGGCGAGGGUGGCGGCUCCCUCGGCACCCGGCGCGGGCGGCGCGAUGCGGCGGGUCACGCUGUUCUUGAACGGCAGCCCGAGGAACGGCAAGGUGGUUGCUGUAUAUGGAACUUUGUCUGAUUUGCUUUCAGUGGCCAGCAGUAAACUCGGCAUAAAAGCCACCAGCGUAUAUAAUGGGAAAGGUGGACUGAUUGAUGAUAUUGCUUUGAUCAGGGAUGAUGAUGUGUUGUUUGUAUGUGAAGGAGAACCAUUUAUUGAUCCUCAGACAGAUUCUAAACCACCUGGAGGAUUACUAGGAUCCCACACGGACUGGCUGACAUUAAAUGUUGGAGGGCGAUACUUUACUACAACAAGGAGCACUUUAGUGAAUAAAGAGCCUGACAGUAUGCUGGCGCACAUGUUCAAGGACAAAGGUGUCUGGGGAAAUAAGCAAGAUCAUAGAGGAGCUUUCUUAAUUGACCGAAGUCCUGAGUACUUUGAACCCAUUUUGAACUACUUACGUCAUGGACAGCUCAUUGUAAACGAUGGCAUUAACUUAUUGGGUGUGCUAGAAGAAGCCAGGUUUUUUGGUAUUGACUCACUGAUUGAACACCUAGAAGUGGCCAUAAAGAAUUCUCAACCACCAGAGGAUCAUUCACCAAUAUCCCGAAAGGAAUUUGUUCGAUUUCUGCUGGCCACUCCAACCAAGUCAGAGCUGCGCUGCCAGGGUUUAAACUUCAGUGGUGCUGAUCUUUCCCGUUUGGACCUUCGAUACAUUAACUUCAAAAUGGCCAAUUUAAGCCGCUGCAACCUCGCACAUGCAAAUCUCUGCUGUGCUAAUCUUGAACGAGCUGAUCUUUCUGGAUCAGUGCUCGACUGUGCAAAUCUCCAGGGAGUCAAGAUGCUCUGCUCAAAUGCAGAAGGCGCAUCGCUGAGGCUCUGUAAUUUUGAGGAUCCUUCCGGUCUUAAAGCCAAUUUAGAGGGUGCUAAUCUGAAAGGUGUGGAUAUGGAAGGAAGUCAGAUGACAGGAAUUAACCUCAGAGUUGCCACCUUAAAAAAUGCAAAAUUGAAGAAUUGUAAUCUCCGAGGAGCAACUCUGGCAGGAACCGACUUAGAGAACUGUGAUUUGUCGGGGUGUGACCUCCAGGAAGCCAACCUGAGAGGUUCCAACGUGAAGGGUGCCAUAUUUGAAGAGAUGCUGACACCAUUACAUAUGUCCCAGAGUGUCAGAUGAGAGUGCCAAGAGCUGGAGGAAGAUGUCCCAGAUGAAAACAUUUCCUUAUUUUAUUUCUUCAUCCAUCGAAUUGUCUAGAGGAGAUAACAGUAUAAGGGAAUUAGAGGCGUUUGCUUGCUCCCAGAGGUGCAUAAGGGGAAACAAUUGAGUUUCCCUCACAUUGUGACUGUAACAGAAGAACACUCUGUUCAUAGAUGUAGACAAAGUAGAUCAUGCUGCUGCAUUUUGAGUGGAGUUGGGGCAUUUUUCUGGUUUCUGACCAGGGAUAGUACCUAUUAUAUUUGCUUUUAUAUAGGCAUUGUGUGGAAGUACCAUCUUGGUUUAAGAUGCAUUUGAGAAUUUUAAUUUAUGAAAAGCACAACAUAUGCAAAUAUAUUUAUUGAACACCUAGAUGCAGUAAGGAUGUUUAAACUGUUAAACGUCUUGAAAACUCUGAAGAGUUGUUCAGGUUUAUAAAUAGCUUUAGUGAUGCCUUCCUUCUUCAAAUACCUGUCCAUCAUGUGAGUAUGGUGGGGUUAAGACUCCCUAUGGCUCUUUUCAGAUUCAUUUCUAUAAUGUUUACUUUUCAUUAAAAACAACAGUAGCUAAAUUUGAGUUAUAUUCUGCUCUCGCAUUUUGAGACAGCAUGGAAGGAAAGACUUUGUAUAUCAUUCUGCAGAAGCAGGGAAUCACCAGUCAUUGCAGCUGUUCAGUGAGCAUGCUUCAGCUUCAUUAGAGGCGAGUUCCAUUCUGCACCAGACUCAGCGGCUCUGUCCAUUCACUAGUCCAGUUCUCCUGCUCAGUUGUCACAGCACAGGAAGAUACUUUAGAACCAAAACACCAAGCUCUGUCCUCAGCACAGUUCACGUAACGACAGUUUAUAAAGGGCCAGCUUAGAAUAAGCAUUCAAUCGAAAUCCAUUGCAGUUGGAGCUAUAAAGUAUGAAUAAGUCCCGCAGAGUCACUUACAAGAAGGCAACAUCAGAUAAUUACAGCUAAAUUCCUACAGUGGGGCUAAGAAAUUACAAACUGAUGGCUUGAUUAUAGCCACAAAAAAAUUGAUGAAUAAAAAUUAAGCAUUUGACUGGUAUAAGCUGCAUUAUCAAUCAGUCAGUAUCUGUAGUUCUUUAUUUAAAAAAAUUUUUUUCUGUUGUUUGUUUUGUUUUUAGAUGAAAUUUAGUCUCGUUUUCUUGAGUCAUUAUCUGCAACACAGCAGUAGGGCCUUCGCCUUCCUAGUGGGUGUCCCAGUGUCCUUAUGUGUUUCCCAAGAGCAGGGAUAUAAGCUGUGUCCAAAUGGGUUUUCGAUCCCACAGGCUGGUCAGCUUGAGGCAGUGAAUCAUCACAAAUGAUCUUGUCUUCAUCAGGAGAGUGGCAUGUCUUCAUUAUUCUGUAGCUUAUUCUUAUAUCUACAUAUGCAAAGCUUUCCUUCACAGUAAAGGGCUUACAUGGGAGGAGAGUGCUCCUUUACAGGGAAAGGAAAGCAAUUUUGAAAAUGAAUUAUUUUCUUUGCGUUUUUAUUUUUACCAAGACAGAGAAGUAUUGUAUUGAGAGAUACCUAUUUUCAUAAUCAAUAUGUGCCUAAAUUAUAUUUAACUCAUUUCACUGCACUCUAUUUUCAAUAAGUACAGACUGUGUUCAUUCACUGAAUGGCCUUCUGCAGAAGGAUGGGCAGAUGCAAACACAGUGUGCUGGGGAACUGCAGGGUUCAGAUCUGAUGUGAACCGCAUUAAUAAAUGGUGUGCAACGCUCA
Psammomys obesus (fat sand rat) is the source of this 3077-nucleotide messenger RNA. It is a transcript of the gene Kctd9, whose product is annotated as potassium channel tetramerization domain containing 9. The record is from RefSeq and is a predicted model, not a curated record. The transcript is spliced from 12 exons. Gene Ontology annotation, biological process: intracellular signal transduction; protein homooligomerization. The coding region runs from base 180 to 1349 and encodes 389 amino acids. Lineage: Eukaryota; Metazoa; Chordata; Mammalia; Rodentia; Muridae. Gene Ontology annotation, molecular function: protein binding.